AUGGAGCUGCCUACCGUGAACCUGAAGAUGAUCCUGCUGGUUCACUGGCUGCUGACGACCUGGGGCUGCAUCACGUUCUCGGGCCCCUAUCCCUGGGCCAACUUCACCAUCCUGGCCGUGGGUGUGUGGGCCGUUGCUCAGCGGGACUCCAUCGACGCCAUAAGUCUGUUCCUCGGUGGCUUGGCGGCCACCAUCUUCCUGGACAUCGUCCACAUCAGCGUCUUCUACCAGCGGGCCGGCUUCACGGACACAGAGCGCUUUGGUGCCGGCAUGGCCAUCCUCAGCCUGCUCCUCAAGCCCUUGUCUUGCUGCUUUGUCUACCACAUGUACCGGGAGCGCGGGGGUGAGCUCCUGCUCCAUAUUGGUUUCCUUGGACCAUCACAGGAGCGCGGUGACUACCAGACGAUUGACUCACCAGAGGCGCCCACAGACCCCUUUGUAGGCUCGGAGGGCAGGGGUCACUCCCCGCAAGGGUACUGAAGCCAGUCUGCUUUGGCCCCAGCGCAGGGGCCAAUGGAGCAGACCCCAGAGACAGCCCAGGCUGCAUCGCCCUCCUCGUGCCUUGGAUGGCAUUCUAGAGAUGUUCUUGACCUCCACCCCCUUUCUUGGACUGUGUUCUCCUGUUGCCCAUCUCCCUAGUCAAGUGCCCUGAGUGGCCUGGAGCCCCGUGCACACCUGUCCCAGACUCCCUGAAGCCUCCUCUCCCUUCAAGGUACCCCAGUGGUCUGAGGCUGGGAACCGUGGUCUCUUUCCUCACUUCCCUUAGCGGCUCCGUGUAGCCCCCCCGUCCAACCAUGCCUGAGCCAGGCCUUGCCCAAAGUUUAUUGAUCUCGCCCACGGAAGCUCUGAGAGCUUUGGGUGAUGCUCAGUCCUGGGAGCAGCCCGGCAUGGGAGUGAGGUCCCUGUGCUUCUCACUGCCUGGUAACUUGGUGCUUGGGGACCUCAGGGCUGGAGGCAGGAGGUGUCUGCAGCACCUGAGACCCCCCACGGCCUCCAGCUGCCCUUCCUACGGCCAUGGCAUUCACAUUUGGGGAAUCGGUAGCUGGGUGUGUUUUGAGCCAUGGUUAAUCUCCCAGCCAGGCUGGGGCCUGGACCUGCCAUUCCUGAGAAGAUUUCUCCUUUGAACCCGCAGGGAACCUGGGCUUCGCCACCCAUUUUGUUGUGGCAGGAGGAAGCAGGGGCUCACUCCCCAGCUUUGGCCUAGCCAAGGCCCCAGCAGAGGAGGGCGCUGUUUGGUGUGGCCAAUGGGCAUCCAUGUCUCUGAAUCAGAUGACUUGGGUAUUGGUUUACAUCCCUCUCUGCCACUUUCUGGCUAUGUACCUUUGAGCAGCUUAAUGUCUCUGACCUCAGUGUCUCCUGGAAAAGAGCUAAUGCCUGCCCCGGGCGUGAUGAGACGAAUGAAGUGUGCAGUGCCUGGCCCUCGGAAAGCUCCCUAAGCCACAGCAAAGUUGGUGGGUUGCUCCUUGAUCCUGUGAUGAUGUGGGGUCAGUAGGCAAGGGGCGACCUCUUCCCGGUAGACCCUAUGUCCUGGUGUCAGGGCUGACUGAAACCGGUACCCAUCCAGAAGCCCCAAGUGUCCCAUGGCCAGGGUCCUAAUCUACAUUGACUGGACCAAGUGUUGACCUCAGGGCCUCAUGGGCCUGGGCUGUCCCAGGCCAUCCCGGCUUGUCCCCAGCACAAAGAGAUCAAGGCCUAGUGCACAAUCCCACCACCCUCCUGGGGCUCGGUACGUGGUACUGCUGAGUGCGGGCCGCAGGGCUCAACUCUGGGGCCUGCUCUCAGGGAACAGACAUUAAGAGUCCUCUGGCAGGAGGCAAGAGCUCCGAAAGGGACCCCUGGGAAGGGACCAAGGGACACCGAGUGGCUGCAGCUGCAGGAAAGCUAGAAACAGUUUCACCGUCAGAAGGGGACGAAUAGAUAACCUGUGGUACAUUCAUUCUAUGGAUAUGGUUCAGCAGUUCAUGUGAAUAAACCAGACCUAGUUCUAUUGACGUGGGUCCCCCUAUGGUGAGCAAAACAGAUUGUAGAAUGGUAUCUUCAACAUGAGCGUUCACAUGAAUUUAAAAACCUCCAAGCGAUAUCAUAUGUCAUUCAUGAGCAUAUAUGUAGUGAAAUACAGAAGUGUGGGCUAGAAGGAAGGACCCUUCAAGGUCAUGGCUGAGGCAGCCUUGGGUAGGGGAGAGGUGUGACUUUUGGGGCAUGGAACUAAAAACCCAAGUUCCGGUUCUCUUGUUUAUACCAGUUCCUGGCACACGGCAGGCUUGCGCUCUGCGCGCUCCUGUGUGUAUGUGGUGAAUAUGUCAGAUUUCCAAAGGGAAUGAAAAGGUGGGGGGGCCACAGUGGGGGGACAGCUAAUAGAGCCUGUGUCAAGCAGAGGGGAGAGUAUAUUCAGAGUCCCCGGUUCCUCCUAGUCCCAGACCCUCGAGUCCGAUCAGAUCUUUAUGGGGGGCAGAGGAAGGCCCCUGUCUUAAGUGGGGGUCCCCAGAAGCAGACCCUGAAUGCAGCGUCUGGCUUGGUGCAAGCAGGGGUGGGGGCUGGGCUUUCUGGUCAUUGGCCAAGGGCUGCUCUGGAGUUGGGGGACAGUGACUUAAU
This is a messenger RNA of Mirounga angustirostris (Northern elephant seal), 2592 nucleotides long. RefSeq names its product angiotensin II receptor associated protein (gene AGTRAP). The coding region runs from base 1 to 480 and encodes 159 amino acids. The transcript is spliced from 5 exons. The record is from RefSeq and is a predicted model, not a curated record. Gene Ontology annotation, biological process: angiotensin-activated signaling pathway; regulation of blood pressure. Gene Ontology annotation, cellular component: plasma membrane. Lineage: Eukaryota; Metazoa; Chordata; Mammalia; Carnivora; Phocidae.